This is a messenger RNA of Daldinia loculata, 1112 nucleotides long. RefSeq names its product peptidase A4 family-domain-containing protein. Gene Ontology annotation, molecular function: glutamic-type endopeptidase activity. The transcript has 3 exons. Lineage: Eukaryota; Fungi; Ascomycota; Sordariomycetes; Xylariales; Hypoxylaceae. Bases 123 to 929 code for a protein of 268 amino acids. The record is from RefSeq and is a predicted model, not a curated record. Gene Ontology annotation, biological process: proteolysis.
AUGCAAGACACCGCAGCUCUAGCUUUUACAGCAUAGCAUCUUCCACAUUCCAGGACCUUGCUGGUUUAACUAACAAAUACGCCGCCCCUGCUUCUCUUGAUAAUACCCUUAUCCGCUUCAAGAUGCAGCUUCCUAUUGUCGCCGCUCUCUUAUACGCCAACUUGGCGUUUGCUGCUCCCGGCACGGCUGCGCGUCGCCAGCGGGCCGCUGAGCGUCUUGCUGGGAGGAGGGUUUCCCGUGCUUCGAACACGCUUCAGCCCGCCGACAGCGAGCUUGCGAUCGCCUCUGGGAAUGACACUGCCCACGUCGAGUACAGCUCUAACUGGGCUGGUGCCGUUCUUAUUGGCAGUGGCUACAAGAGCGUAACCGGCAGUAUUGUCGUCCCCACCCCGAAGACACCGUCCGGUGGUAGCAGCUCCCGAGAGUACUCAGCAUCCGCUUGGGUCGGUAUUGACGGUGACACUUGUGACACUGCUAUUCUGCAAACUGGUGUCGACUUCACUAUCCAGGGAUCGUCGGUAUCUUAUGAUGCCUGGUAUGAGUGGUACCCAGACUAUGCUUAUGAUUUCUCUGGUAUCACUAUCAAGGCCGGCGACACCGUUACCUUCACCGUCACUGCUUCUAGCACGUCAGCCGGCACGGCUGUUAUCGAAAACGUGACGACCGGUAAGAAGGUCACCCACUCCUUCUCCGGCGAAUCCGACAAGCUCUGCCAGACCAACGCCGAGUGGAUUGUGGAGGACUACUCAAGCGGUGGCAGCUUAGUUAGCUUCGCAGACUUUGGCACUGUGCAGUUCACCGGCGCUUCAGUUAACGGCGGUACUGGAGUUAGCGGCGCGACUAUCAUUGACAUUGAGCAGAGCAGCAAGGUUUUGACUGACUGCUCGACCUCUGGAUCUAGCACUGUGGUCUGCUCAUACACGGGCUAAGCGAAUAGACUCGCUGUCAUGUCUGCAGGAAAAGGAAUCCGGACAUAUUGGCUGCGGGGUUGAAAUAUCUAGUUGCACUUGCGAUGCCGACUAGCUUAGUAGUAUAUCUUAAGUAGGUAUUUCAAUGAGGUUUAGCUUACUAGUAGCUACCUAUAAUAAUGAAAGAAAUUCCUCGUGAUAAUU